Dichomitus squalens LYAD-421 SS1 is the source of this 1581-nucleotide messenger RNA. RefSeq names its product alpha/beta-hydrolase. The record is from RefSeq and is a predicted model, not a curated record. The transcript has 18 exons. NCBI's taxonomy places the organism in Eukaryota, Fungi, Basidiomycota, Agaricomycetes, Polyporales, Polyporaceae. Gene Ontology annotation, biological process: proteolysis. Bases 13 to 1581 code for a protein of 522 amino acids. Gene Ontology annotation, molecular function: serine-type carboxypeptidase activity.
GCUUUGUCCACCAUGGUGUCCUCUCGCCUUCACCUGUUACUCGGCAUACUGCUCUUCUGUGCUGCUGGCACGAGCGUCUUCGCCAAAAGCGCACUGAAGGGUAUGAGCCAAGCGAUGGACCUCCGGCGAAAGCAGAUGGAGAGAUUCCAGACGCUCAUGGCUCCAGCCCAUACCCAAGCUGAAUCUCUCGCCAAAAGGGAUGCUCUAAUAACUUUUAAAAACCCAAAAGCGAAGGAGUUCUACGUCGAUGGUACCAAGAUUCCCGAGGUGAACUUUGACGCUGGCCCCUCCUGGUCAGGCUUGUUGCCAAUUUCCGGCCAUGCCAACGAGACGCGGAAAUUGUUCUUCUGGUUCUGGCCGACGAACAAUGCCUCGAACGUGAACGACUUAUUGUUCUGGACUAACGGUGGUCCUGGAUGCUCUUCCUUGGAGGGCUUCUUGCAGGAGAACGGCCCUAUAUCUUGGUCUUGGGGCCAAUCGGAACCUACGCCGAAUCCUUGGAGCUGGACGAAUUUGAGCAAUGUACUUUGGGUUGAGCAGCCCGUCGGGACCGGGUUUUCUCAAGGCGUACCCGACAUCAGCAAUGAUGAUGAGCUCGCUGCCCAAGUCGCAGGUUUCAUGGAACAAUUCUUGGAGGUCUUUUCCGAACUGAAGGGCAGCAACUUCUGGGUCAGCGGAGAGAGCUAUGCAGGAUAUUACGUUCCAUACAUCGCAAACUACCUCUACGAGCACCCCAACCCUCACCUUCACCUUAAGGGCAUCUGGAUUUCUGACCCGACCAUCAGUUGGUUCCUUGUUCAGUCUGAGAUACCGGCUCUUCGCUUUGUCCAGGCAAACGAGAACGUGUUCCCUUUCAAUUCCACCGUCCGCGCACAACUUCAAAACAUUUCCGAUGCUUGUGGCUUCACCGACUACCUCGACCAUGUCACGUACCCUCCCACUGGGCUCUUGCCACUGCCUCGUGGAGCGUUCCUUGAUCCGGACGGCACCGUAGACUUCGGUGACGACUGUGAGAUCAACGGGCUGAUACAAGAACUGGUCACAGAGAUCAACCCUGUGUUCGACAUCUAUCGAGUUACGGACACAUUCCCGAGUCCCUGGAGUGUUCUCGGCUUCCCUCAGUCGACCCAAAAGUUCAUAUACUUCAAUAGGACUGAUGUGCAAGACGCCAUCCACGCCCCCCACAUUGAUUGGGAGAUCUGUUCUGAGGAGAAUGUUUAUGUCGGCUUUGGGGAUACAAGUGUACCACCAGCGGCAAACAAUGUCCUACCCAAUGUUAUUGAGAAGAGCGAAAGGGCUGCAAUCGUGCAUGGUCUAGCGGACAUGAUUCUCAUUGCCGAAGGCGCAAGGAUCGCAAUCCAGAACAUGACGUGGAAUGGCAAGCAGGGUUUCCAAACGCCUAUCGAGCCGGAGUCGUUCAUUGUCGACAACAUGGGGGUGUACGGUAACUACCACACCGAGCGAAACUUGACAUACGUCGAGUUCUACUACAGUGGACAUCAGACUCCUCAAUUCGUGCCUUGGGCUGCUUACCAGACGAUUGCUUACGUUCUGGGGAAGCGCGACUCGCCUUCGGCAUAA